Molecule: messenger RNA, 1110 nt
Organism: Paramecium pentaurelia
Lineage: Eukaryota; Ciliophora; Oligohymenophorea; Peniculida; Parameciidae
Source: the annotation of a GenBank genome assembly
AAUGUUUUUGGGGUUUAGAAUAUUUAGAGCAUUUUGUUCCAAAGCCUAAUAUAAUAUUCCUAUUUUUACAUCAAGUAGAGGUCCAUAAGCUAAUAAACAUAUUGAUGAUGUACUUUUAGAUCAGAUGGUCAAAGGUUUUAAGAAAGCAUAUACAGACAAAUUUUUAUUAGACUUUAAAAAAGUUAUCAUCAUUAAAAUAUUUUUAGGUGGUCUUACCUGCUAAGAGAGUUAGAUCAUUAGAUGAUCAUGUGAUAGGUCUAUGGAAAAAACAUGAAGUGGCAGUUGUGAUUGAAGGAAGAGAUGAAUUUGAGGAUAUUGAUAUAGUUUUAGAUUACUAUUAAGUGGCAGCAGUUAAGAGAAGGAUUUGUGCAAAUGUUGCUCCAAUUUAUAUCAGAGUACCUGGACAUGAUGGUGAUAUUCGUUGUACUUUGGGUGAAAUCAUUAAAGAUCCUAGUAACAAUGAUAAGUUUAAUUGAUAGAAAGUGGUUGGCCUUUCAAAGUAACUUUGAGAAGAUACAUAGUAGGCAGACCAAAUUUAUUGUACAUACCAAUUGCUAUAUUGCCCAAUAACUCAAAUCCAGCAUUAGUUAGGGGAACUGAUUAUGAUGUACAUAUUGAAGGAGUUUGGAUAAAUUCAUAUAAUGCUACUUAUCCUACAAAAUUCUUUGUUGAUGCUAAGAAUAUUAAAACAUAUAGACCAUAUAAAUUAGGAGAUUUAUAAAAUACUUUCCCAUAAGGUAUAUUAUUGCAUGAAAGAUACAAAAAACUAAUCCAUUGGAAUGUUGUAACUUUGGCUAGAGAUGAAGAUGAUGUAAGAAUAUCAUUAUUAUCUUAAUUAGAAAUUCUUUGAAGAAGCUGAAUUCUAAAGAUCAAAGAAAGAUGAUGAUUUAUUGAUCUAUAGAAAACCAGAUGAUGAAGGUGAGGAAACAUUAGAAGGAGAAAUGUUAUAUUAAAAGAAAACAGUAACAGUAGAGAAGAAAUAAAAAAAGAGAAAGGAAAAGUCUCUUAAAAAGAAAGUUAAACAAGCAAAUCAAGAAUUAUAAAAAGAGGUAGCUGCUGCAAAAGAAGCAAAAGAAGCAGCUGCAAAAGAAGCUGCUGGUAAAAAAUGAU